GGGGAGAAAGGCGGGACCUUCCUUGGACAUCCUAGAUUUCCAAAUUACGCUCCCGGUUUGCCUAGCUGUUUGCAAGCAGCUGAUUUCUGACCACCAACAUGGAGAAUGUUUACGUUAAACCCGGAAACCAGGAGCGAGGCUGGAACGACCCUCCCCAGUUCUCAUACAGCCUUCAGGUAACCCACGGUCCACAACGGAAGCUCCUGAACAAAAGACCCAGUCCAGCCACAGCCUCAGGAGUCCUACCCACCCCGCCUAACUCGUCUAACACCGCUGCCCCACCCAUGUGCGGUGUAGCCCCGCCCCCUCUCACUCAAGCUCGACCUCCAGCUGAUGGAGUAGCCACACCCCCUCCACAUGCAGGACCAAUGAAAGGCCAGAGAGGGGCAUCCAGCAGCCAAUCAGAACCUGAGUUGGAGACAGUCACGUUGGUGCUGAACAAAGCACUCGAUGCGUGUAGACGGGCCGUUAAGGAUCAGGUGUGUAAUGAUGUGGCAAAGCGGCUCCGCCUCCUGGAAGAGAGCUGGAGGACAGAUAAACUCAGCUUACCGGUCCGCAGACGCAUGGUCCUCCUGGCUUCUGACGUCCAAGCUGGUCGCUGGGAUUCAGCUGAUGACCUCCAUCGCUCUCUAAUGGUCGAUCAUGUUACUGAGGUCAGCCAAUGGAUGGUUGGGGUUAAACGACUCAUAGCUGAAACCCGACAGCUGAGUCCAGAACUCCUCGAACCACUUCACAGUGUUGUUCCACCAGUCCAGGACCCAGACCAUCAGUCUUGAUUUUACUGGUUUAGUUGCUCUGACCAUUUAGUUAAAACCCGGAUCUGGAUCUGGAUCUGGAGGUCACACUUUCCAUGUUCACUCUCGUUACUGUUGUACCAAAUCCCAGCGCCAGUCCCGUCUUUAUUAACUCAACUCAACUUUAUUUCUGUAGUGCAUUUGCACACUUCUCAUUGACCAACGCGCUGCACAUGGAACAGUACAACAUCAUAGUACAAAACAUAAAAACAGUAAAAGCUGGAGAAUCUCAUGAGACUUCAACCAUCAACUGAGGAAGCUUGUUUAAUGAAAAGGAGAAGCUGGCUCCACAGUCUGGGAGCCAGCGCUGAAGAUGCACGAUCACCUCCGCGCACUGAAGAGGAGCAUGAGAUUGCAGUAAAGCCUUUAAGUAAGGUGGACAAAAAGAUCUCCAAAUCAACUCUAACAUGAACAGAAAGCCAGUGUAGUGCAGCGAGGACAGGAGUGAUGUGAUCUCACCUUCUAGUGAAUGUUAAAAGCCUGGCAGUGGCAUUCUGCACCAUCUGCAAGCUGAUUGGCUAACACCAGCGCACAGAGAGUAGUCCAACUGACGAAGGUGUGGAUCAACGGCUCAGUCAUUAGUAGAUAAAGAUCUCAGCUUAGACAGCAAAAGAAGUUUAUAAAAGCUGUUUUUAACAACAUCGCUUAUUUGUUGGUCUUUCCAUAACAUGAGAGUCUAGACCCCCCCCCCCCCCCCCCCCCCCCGUCUUUCAGCACAGAGUUCCUGAAGGUUCCAGAGAGCCAAGUUCUAGAUAACACCACCUCCCAGAAAGGUGUGAUAGCCAGGAGUUCACUAGUGCUGUUUCUGUGCUAUGAUGGGUUUUAAAACCAGAUUGAAGUAUUUCUUGUACACCAUGCCUGUCCAAAAACACACUCAGCUGCUCAAACCUAAAAAUGGGAGUUUAGCUACAGGCCUGCCCAUGGCCAGAUCUGAAGAGUCCAGGGAGGGUUACUUUAGCAGAGGGUGGACAGUAUUACUACAAAACUGGAUCUAGAAACUGGACUCUGAAUGAUGUGGUCCUCGGCCAGCAGACUCUGGGCUACUGACACCUUUGGAGUUCUGGACGGGACUCUAUUUAACCCAAACAAAUGAAGCAGAGUUUGAUCUGAUGAACAACUGGAAUCCAGUGAGCCAUUGGAGCCCCCGUCCAGACCUGGAUCCUGGAUCAUGUGGACCCUGAACUGGUUUUUGGUUUCCUCUAAUGAAUAAACCUUUUUUUCUUCUUGA
This is a messenger RNA of Nothobranchius furzeri (turquoise killifish), 2022 nucleotides long. It is a transcript of the gene sra1, whose product is annotated as steroid receptor RNA activator 1. Gene Ontology annotation, cellular component: nucleus. The record is from RefSeq and is a predicted model, not a curated record. NCBI's taxonomy places the organism in Eukaryota, Metazoa, Chordata, Actinopteri, Cyprinodontiformes, Nothobranchiidae. Gene Ontology annotation, biological process: regulation of transcription by RNA polymerase II.